CUAUAAUGGAGUUUGUACAUCUGUCAACAAGACACAGGUCUCGACCUACAGUCCCUUUCAUACUUCUCUGUGUAGUGUUUUUUACCAUGCCAUCAGAUCUCCAGGCGGGUAAUGUCCUUAUCACCACAAGUCUGGGCGAAGGAUCACAUUAUUUCGUUGGGAAGACGAUCGGUAAAUACCUCGUGAAACAUGGACACAACGUCACGGUUCUUGUCAGCAAAGCGUAUGCGUACAGGGCUGAUGAUAUUGAAGACUUGGAAUUGAACUUCAUCGUGUUUGAACAGACAGCCGAACAAAUCGCCUCUGUUAAAGAGAGGCAUUUGGCCUUCUCAAAGAACGCAUUAGAGCCGAAUAAUGUUGCUUACUUGCUCAAAAUGAUGAAAACAGCUCGUCAAGGGGUUGCCGAUGACUGUGAUGAGCUCUUGGGGCGAAACCCCGACGUCAUGCACCAAAUCGAGUCGGGAAACUUCGACGUGGUCGUCUACGAUAUGAUCUGGUUGUGCAGUCUGCUUUUGGCAAUGAAAAUAAACGCAACAGCGGUCUUAUCGUCCCCGAUGUCCCUGCCUGUGUUCACCGCCUAUGCUCAUAAUCCAGUGAAUUUAGCGUACGUUCCAUACUUUAUGACCGGUUAUACGAGCUCAAUGUCCUUUUUGCAGCGUGUUAACAACGUAAUAUUGAACCAAGGAUUUUCCCCGAUGUUUGAGUACAUGAACCAACCAUUCAACGAACUUAGAGAGCGCCACAAGAUCAGACCGGAUUUAACCGGUUCGGUUUCAGAACUGGUGGGGAUCUACACCGAUUUAUUCUUAUUCAAUCUCGAUUUUGCCGUCGAGUUCCCUCUCCCGCUUCUCCCGAAUAUUAUCCCGAUAGGAGGCAUCACAGCCAGACCGGUGUCACCGUUACCAAGUGACUUGGAAGCAUUCAUGCAGUCUUCUGGCGAUGAGGGCGUCAUCUUGUUCACCCUGGGCACUUACGUGUCGCACAUCAAAUCGGAGUUCCUUGAGCCGUUCGCAGAGGCCUUUGAACGAUAUCUGCAACAGAAGGUCCUGUGGCAAUUCGCAGGUGAACCUAGGUUUAAGGUACCUCCGAACGUCAAGACGAUGCCAUGGCUGCCACAAAAUGAUAUUUUAGGCCAUCCAAAAACACAUCUCUUUAUUUUCCACGGCGGCAACAACGGGUUUUACGAGACCAUAUACCACGGUGUUCCAGCCAUUAUCAUACCUCUGACGGGAGAUGCUAUCGACCAGGGGGUACGACUGAAGCAUCAGGGUUUCGGUAUAGUCCUUGACAAGACCAGGGUGACUGUUGACUCCCUGGAUGACGCCAUUAAGACAAUCUUAAGCAAUAAAAGUUAUUCCAAGAUGGCGAAGGUACUCUCAUCUCGUCUGAGAAGCAGAUCAAUGCAUCCAGGUGAUCGCGCUGCAUUCUGGGUCAAUCACGUGAUGAAACAUGGGGGCGACUACAUGAGAAGUCCACUCAAAGAUCUCAACUUCAUACAACGAAAUCUGCUAGACGCCUUGGGGUUAUUCCUUGUGGUUAUAUCAAUAAUUUUAGUGAUUUUUUAUAACUGUGUACGAUGUUCAUUUAGGCGCUGCAAGCGAAUUUUCUUUAGUUCUAAACAAAAGAAUGAUUAAUUUGUACAGGCGUGGUACUAGGGUAUUUUGAUGGCUAGGGUGGGGCAAGACCUAUAGAUUUUAACUUGAUUGAAGUACAGGGAAAAUUUAGACUUACUGACGCGACUUGUAUCUUUAAACGCCCUUCUUUCUUCCUGGUCCUUUUGAUGAAUGUUGAAGGAGAAAUCGAACCAUGCGGUGUUUGUGGAAGAAUGUCGUUUUAUAAACAGAUAUUUUAAAAGAGAAAAUGCGUGCCAUAAUAUUAUCAAUAGACUCCUUCUUUUCUUCACUUCUGUUGUAUUUCUCCUGUGUUCUGCAUUAUUGCAAUGUUUUUUUUUUUACUUAAAAAAAAAGUUUUUAUAUAGUGUGAAAUCGACACUUUAUGUAUUUUCUCACUUUAAUCUUUGUUUCGUUAUUCUUCUGUGUUAGUGCAUUUUGUCACGCAUCAAAUAUCAUUGGAUGGCAAUUCAAUUAUAACUAUAAGAUUGUACAAAAUGUCAAUAAAAUUGUCUUUCAAUGUGAUAGAAGAGGGAAACCUUGUGAAGAGAGCAUUGCGGGGGGCAGGUUCCAGUGUGGUUAAUUAGUUGGUAACUAUUAUCGUUUCUCUUUAUCUACCCAUGGACCUGAUCUACCGCAUUCAUUGUUGUAUUUUUUUAUUUUCCCCCACAUUAAUGAUAAUCCGAAAAUGCGGAUUUGGGAGUUUCAAUAAAGAUUUAACUCAAUUUUUUUCAUUAGUGGAAACUAUCAUGAAGGGAGAGCCCUCAAAUAUUGAACUUCCCAAAUCUUAAAUUGACAUUUUAUAUAAAUGGUAUUGUUUUUGCUCAUCUAGAGAAAUGUGUUCAUAGAAACCAUUUUAGAAGAAGUUCCUGUAUUUCAUGCUAUUGCUUUACUUUGUCAAAUGAUUAUUAAAUGCUAUUUUAGACAUUUUAUUUCAACUGUUCAAGAUGUAUAAUAUUAUGUAUAUUUUGCGAAAUGUGAAACAAUUUUUUUUUAGUUCUUUACUGAAAUGGACAUGGUUACUGUGCAUUAAGCAUUGUGGUUUAAUUAAAGUAAUUUAAAAGUAAUUGGCUGCUAUUACUCAAGCAUUUAUUUUGCUCAAAUAGUUUGCCACUGCAUUUGUUUUUUACUACUUUGUCUUAUCCUUAAAUUGUAUUCAUGUCUAAUUUUUUGUUAUGACACUGUUAAAAAUUUGUCACAUUGCAAUGUACUUUAAUGUCAUACUACGAUUAUGUUUAUGUAUUGUUAAUUUAUUUUGACUAUACAAUAAAUGGCAAAAAGAAGCUGCUAAAAACUGCUUAUCUAAUAAAAGAGAGCCAAUGGAGUAAAUUAGAAAGUCAAAAAGGGGCCUAAGCUUUCGAUCCUAGCAGAAUCUUCGUCGGAGGCAAAUAAAUGCAGAAAUACCUGCC
Messenger RNA from Lytechinus pictus (painted urchin), 3019 nucleotides. Its product is annotated as UDP-glucuronosyltransferase 2C1-like. Bases 6 to 1634 code for a protein of 542 amino acids. The record is from RefSeq and is a predicted model, not a curated record. Lineage: Eukaryota; Metazoa; Echinodermata; Echinoidea; Temnopleuroida; Toxopneustidae. Gene Ontology annotation, molecular function: UDP-glycosyltransferase activity. The transcript is spliced from 6 exons.